AUGGCGCAGCAUGGCCCCGCCCCCACCUCGUGUGAUGAUCUGAGCUGCGAGAUGGCUGAACUGGUUUCUCUUCUCAGUGCUGGCUUCACAAGUCUCGGCGCUAAAAAGGCAUUUCUGCAGAAGCUAACCAACGUCUUUCUUGCACUCGCCGACGCCGCCGUCCCCUCAGACAUCCUCGCUGCUGGCGGUGGUGUACCACAACAGCAAAACCUACUGCCCUUCCUGCGCUUAGUUGUGCUCUUCCGCUACCAGCUGCAUUAUUUCUUCGAUCCACCGAAGCACCUCAACGCACAGUUGCGUCCCCUGCUAUCUGGUGACGGCAAUGAGCACUGCUUGGUCUGGCAGUUCCCCGACCUCAAACGAGCUGUGGACAGUCUGCCGGAGGCUUUUAAGCCCGCGGAAACUGUUGGUCGCGCUGCCUGCUUUUACGACCUCCUUUUGCCGCAUUCAACUGUCGCGAAUGAUGAGACAUCGGAGACAACUGCUACCUCCUUGUCAACCAUCACCACCCCCCCUGCGGACGGCCUGGCCCUCAUAACUUUGAUCUCGCGAACUGACUACGACCAGGUGUUUGGUUCCCUUCUGCGCCUCUUCGACCGUGGUCUUGGACGUGUUCCACCACCACCGGGGCCUGGAACGCAAUCCAUCAUGGAUGCGAAAACACUGGUUUACGUAUACUACAGUUUCGACCUCAGUUGGCGCCUCCUAGAGGUCUUGCCGCCAUCACCGGACUUUGUUGGUCUCCUGCGUGACCGCUUUCAACAAGCUACGGGCGUUGAAACAGGAACAGCAGCCAACAGUGUGGACUGUCCUGUCUCACCUAAUCGGUUCAUCUACCUGGUGAUUUUGUUGGACCGACUGCGUCGUUUCGCCACUGCGCCCUAUUUUGACCUGCAGAAACGCACAGCCAGUCUGGUGCAGCUGAAGCCUGCCCCUGGCAUCUGGUCUUUCUCCACAUCUAAGGAGAUGAUGGACUUCAAGCCGGCCAACACAUCUUCUACGCUAUCCAAAUUUAAGCCAAAUGUGCGCUGCAUGGAGAUGAUUGCGAACCAGGUUUUUAAGGCCCAAUGCUCGCGCACCGCCACCUCCAACAAACCUGCGCUGUUUUCCAGUACUGACGAGACAGAGGCCUUCUUCGGUAGUCUACGAAAUCAUUCUGUCCAAUCAGUACUGCUUUUAGAAGAGGGCUACACUCUGUUGGAAGAUUUCAAAGGUGAGUUGUCCACAGAGAAGCUGGUGCAGGUAUCACUAGGUCGUCUCAUCUACUUGAGCGGUACGCUGGACGUAUUUUAUGCCCUCAUCACCAGACUGCGAGCGGAGUUGGCGUCCGCGGACUCGCAGCAGGUGACUUCAAGCGCCGCCACCGCCAAACGG
Molecule: messenger RNA, 1374 nt
Organism: Dibothriocephalus latus
Lineage: Eukaryota; Metazoa; Platyhelminthes; Cestoda; Diphyllobothriidea; Diphyllobothriidae
Source: the annotation of a GenBank genome assembly